AUGUUCGCCGCCAUGUUUACCACUAUUCUCCUAUGCGCCCUCUUGGGAAGCGCCGCGGCCAGCGCCACGCCCACACCCAGUCCCACCACCACCGCAGACCCCAGCGUCCAGACUCAAGUCCGCGCCCAAACCUUCAAAGAAGCCGAAUGCGGCGGCGCCUACGAGUUCCUCUGGAUUGAUCCAAAUGUCUGCUAUGGGCUUUCUGAUGGGGUGAAGAGCAUCAGGGUUGUGGGCAAGGAUGGGGAUAUUAAGUAUAACGCUCUGAACACCUACCCCAAGCCCAACUGCGGCGGCGGUUUCACUCUCCUCCCGAUCUACGGAACCAAGACCUGCUUCUCUGUUGGUCUGGAUGUGUCUAUCAAGUUGAGCAUUGGUCAGGAUCCCUGA
Molecule: messenger RNA, 387 nt
Organism: Alternaria viburni
Lineage: Eukaryota; Fungi; Ascomycota; Dothideomycetes; Pleosporales; Pleosporaceae
Exons: 2
Coding region: 1-387 (128 amino acids)
Source: RefSeq, a predicted model, not a curated record